UUGUGUCCCAGCUGCCAGUUCCUGUAGAGGGGGGAGAUGGUGCCCUGUACACCCCUCUCCUGACCUAUGACGGGCAGGUGGAUGUGCUGGAGCGCCUCGACUUCGUGUUGAGAAACAUUUCCGAGCUAAGAAAAGAAGUGGAGGAGCUCCGGAGCAGCCUGCAGCACCUGGCUGCGGAAAUCGUGGCUGAGGUCAGGUCCCACCUGGAGGAGACUCAGAAAGCGACUCGCCGGAGGCGGUUUCCGUUUCCCAGAGAGAGAAGCGAUUCCACGGGCUCCAGCUCCAUUUAUUUCACAGCCGGCUCAGGCGCGGCCAACACGGACGAUGGAGAAAGCGAGGGCGGGUACACCACAGCCAAUGCUGAGUCUGAUUACGACCGGGAGUCCGAGAGAGAGAGCGAAGAAGGGGAAGAUGAAGUGAGCUGUGAAACAGUGAGAACUGUGCGGCGGGAUUCCCUGGAUCUCGUCAACGAGGAUGAAACACAUUUAAUCUCCGAUUCCUCGCUGGAGGAAGGGCUGGGUCAGCUCCUGCAGCAGGCUGACCGCCUGCACGACGGGGAUGAGCAGGAGAGGAGAGAGGGGUUCCAGCUGCUGCUGAAUAAUAAGCUGGCGUAUGCAGACCAGAAAGACUUUCUUUGGCGCCUGGCCCGAGCACAUAGUGAUAUGUGUGAAAUCACAGAAGACCCAGAUGAGAGGAGAUCAUACGCAGCCGAGGGGAAAGAAGAGUUAGAAAUUGCCCUAAAGAAAUGGGAUCAAAGUGCUGAGUGCCAUCAAUG
Molecule: messenger RNA, 775 nt
Organism: Antrostomus carolinensis (chuck-will's-widow)
Lineage: Eukaryota; Metazoa; Chordata; Aves; Caprimulgiformes; Caprimulgidae
Gene: RMDN3
Product: regulator of microtubule dynamics 3
Exons: 5
Cellular component (GO): mitotic spindle pole; mitochondrion; spindle microtubule
Molecular function (GO): microtubule binding
Source: RefSeq, a predicted model, not a curated record